Messenger RNA from Xyrichtys novacula (pearly razorfish), 12371 nucleotides. NCBI's taxonomy places the organism in Eukaryota, Metazoa, Chordata, Actinopteri, Labriformes, Labridae. The record is from the annotation of a GenBank genome assembly.
AUGAGCCUGGUUCUCCCCCAACAACAGGUGAGGGAAUAUUCAUCCUCUUUUAACAUCUAUUAUAGAGAAUAUCAGCCUGACAUACAAGUUUUUGUUGUUUUUGAGACAGAAAAAGAGGUUUGCAUGAUUGAAAAUAGCAUAAAACGAAUACAUUUGUCACUCUUGGUAUUGUUAGCCUUAGCCGGUUAGCAGGCUGGGGCGCUGGGACGUUGGUUCUCGUCGAGGCCUUGUCCCAUCGAUUAAACACAGAGGACUUAAGCUUUUCACUCUUUGACUUACCAUUAAGUGAAUUACUCGUUUAAGUCAUCUACGAGUCUGCAUUUUUAUUGAAGGUUAGACUUAGCUGCUAAAGUUGCGCUGAAAUGAUACGCUAACUUCAGUGCUCAUUGUUAGGUUUACUGCAAGGCGCCAUUCAUGUUAUUUAUCGCCCAUUUUGUGACCCUUAAGUCACACAGUCGACCCUUGUGUUGUAAAUGAGCUUUGCAAACACAUUUUAAUGUCAUUUAAGUUUAUUUGUCAAAGAAUACAAUCAGUUUCUAACCCCAACAGCUCACCUUAACUUGCACAUCUACACCUUUGCACAGUCAAAAACACUUCAUCUGUGUUUUGCAUAUUAACACCUUUGUACUCAAUAGUUGCAGGUAACAUCUGUGCACUCACUGUUUGUACAAACAAACCUUUCCUGGACAUGAUUUUAACCCAUAGACACUUUUUGCACCUUUACACCGUUGGAAAGUUACACCUUUACCUCUCUGUAAAAUAUAUACUUAUUUUUGUUUCACAAUGAUACCAUCUUGGAUAUUAUUUUUAGCUAAACGUAAAAGUGUAAAUGUAAUUUCAGCUUGAUUGGCUGCUGCUGUAACAAAAUGUCACAGUUUGGGAUCAGUAAAGAUCAUUUACGCACAAGCAAACACAUUUCACACACUGAAAUACACUUGAUUUGAGGACCUCAAUCCUAAAGAGACAGGAAGCCAAUGAAGGGAGCUAAGGACAGGAGUGAUGUCCUCACGUCUGUUAGUGUCAGUUAAAAGACAGCUGGAGCAUUUUGGCCAAGUUGAAGGCGACUAAGACAUGAUUUAUGUUUUGUUUAGGCUUGAUUAAACUACAAAGAGCGUCACUGUCCUUCACAGCUGUUACGUAUAUCAUCCAUUGUUGCUGCGUGGCCUCAUGUGACCCUCAUUAUGAUUAACAUACACUUCAAAUGGAGCUAAUGAACUGACAGACUCACCAUAAUGCAUAUUCAUACCUCUACCUCUUUGAAUUGUAAUUUUACAGUUUACAGUUGUUGUGUAGAAUUCCUUGUUUUUUCAUUUCACAUCUAAUGAAUGAAUGUAAGAAUAUGUUGUUCAUGAUCAGUAAAUUCUGCUUUGUGUUUUGAUACUCAGGCUGAGGCGCUCCCGGCUGUGGCCCAAACAGCAGCAGAGAGUGACUCAGACAGCGGGAUGGGCUCUCCAGAGGACGAGAUGGUCACAGAGACGGCGAACAAAGGAGAAAAAGCUAAAGGUGAAGUAGCAGAUCAUCCAUAUGGAAAAGUCAGAGUAUUAAAAUUUGGUCCGAACAACAAAAUACUUAAGUAAGAUAGCAAAGCACUUUGGUGUCUGAAUCUCCUCCCCUCUCAUCUCCUAUCUUCUUAAAUUUUAAAUGAUUGAGUAAGAGGAUCAACUCUCAUAAAUAUUUUUGUUUUUUAGACUCCGAUGACGAUGAAGACAUCACAGUUCACCGAAAGCCCCACCGUAACGCCAUCAGAGACAGCGACAGUGAGGAAGAGGAGGAGGCUUUAGCAGAGACCAGUGUGCACAUGACCGAGGCGCUGGCUUUAUCUGCUUCAAGCGGAGACGAGAUGGAGACUGGAGGGUCAGAGGAAAAAAAAGAUGAGAGGAAGACCAAGAGAAUCAGCCGCGCUCCCGUCGACAGUGACGACAGUGAGCCCGAACGAGAGAGAGGCGGGGAAACGGAGGAGCAACAGGGGGAUGUGAAAGCGACGAAGGACAGGAAGAAGAGAGAGAAGAGCCACAGACAUCGGGAGAAAAAGGAGAAGCGAAGCAGAGCGGUGGAAAAAGUCAAGAAGAGGGACAGAUUCGCUGAGACGUCUGAGGUCAGUGCAAUCUGGGCGUUUUGUCUUCAGUGCAGAAGUCCUUUGAAAUCUUGUCAGGUCAACCAAACGUUCCUCUUCUAGAGCUUAAAAAAAGCCCUUUCUAUUUAAUAAGUAGUUUAAAACAGAUGUUUAGAUUUGUGCACAUCUAAAUGUUUGUGUACAUAACAAAAUGUCUCAAGAUAUAAAAACGUGUGUUUACAUUUUAACAAGACACCCAAGACCACUCAGAAAUGAAAUGUUUUAUCAAACUGAAUCCAGAUUAAGUGGUUGCUAUUGAUAAAAAAAAUCUUACUGUGAAUAAAAAAUUCUUAGUUUUAAUUCUUUAAUCUCUUCUCCAGGACUCGCCUCUCCCUCCGGCUCUGAACGACAGCGGAUGCCCUCUUGGCGACCCGGACCUGUUCGACACCGGACUGAAUGAUGAGGACGAGGAGGAAGAAGAGUCUCUGGAGGCCAUCCGAGCCGCUGUAAAGCACAAGAUGAAGAAACACAAGGUACAGGAGCAACAGGGUCACCUGUUUAGAGCUUUGUUGUUAUUUCUUGUGAGUGUGAAGUUGUGUCGGAUGCUCAGGUGGAGAUUUUAGACUCUUCGUCUUUUUAAAUCUUUGCUCAGAAGCUGUUGCAUUCGGUUAAAUCAGAUGAAACACUGAGAAAGGUUCGUAGAAACGUACUGAAAGACCUCUGUCUAAUCAGUGAUAAUCGUCCCUACAGGAUCCUCUUCUGAAUGAUGAUGAUGAGGAGGAGGAAGAUGAAGAGGCAGCAGAGAAGCCCCAGCGUGUGGUAAGCGGUGCCAAAAUCCUUGAAUGUGUUCUGAUUGUUGUAAAAGUGGAAACUAAAUACAGACAAACCGCUGUUUUUUUCUCAUGGCGUGUUCUGUUUGUAGGAGAGGAAGGCGGCGCGCGCCAGCAAAGAGGCGAUGAAGCAGCUCCACAGCGAGUCUCAGAGGCUGAUCAGAGGUCAGUACACAAGAAACACUCCUGUCUCCUUCUAUCCUUAUUAUUUUUGCUUUUUAAAUUUUAACCUGAUACAUAAAUCUGCUCAAUUUGUCUGUACUGUCAAAGCUGGAAAAGCUCCUUCAUCCUGUUUAUAUUGUAAGCGACAUAUAACUGCACUUUACUGCACUUUUCUGCGCUUCAUCAUACCACCAUAUACGCCAAUCCGCCUUUACAUUAUGAUCACUGGCAGGUGAAGUGUCAGUGGACAUGUGACAGUCAGAACUGGACCAUUGGGUAGUGAUUCAUGGUGGUCUGAGCUGCCUUUGAAUGUCCAGAUUCCCCAGAUCUAGAGCUUACAGAGCACAGGGGCUGUGGGACAAGCUCUGGGGUUGUUGGAUGACAAAGUCCAAUCCAUGGGGACCCCACCUUAGAACUUACUAGACCUCCAGGGAGUGCAGAUCUGGUUUUAGAUAUCACAGCACACUCUCAGAAGUCUACUAGAGUCUGUGUCUUGUCAGAUCUUGGCUGAUUUGUCCCCAAUCUGUGCAUGAUGUAGCUGUAUAUACGCAUCUGUGGGUGUAUAAAUAGCUGUUGAGUGUGAUAUAUUCUGGCUACCUCAAGUCUACUCUUGUGUUGAAUAAUUUAAGUCCACUUCCUCAGACGUGUGCACAUAUCUGGGAUGUAAAAGCUGAUUCUGAUUCAUCCAGAAAGAGGCGCCUCUUCCUCCUUUUUUUUCCUCUUUUCAUCUUUGACACCUUCUCCUAUCUUUUCAGAGUCCACCCUGGGCUUGCCUUACCAUAUCCCAGAGCCAAAGACCAUCGACCAGUUCUUUAAGAAGAGAGUCCGACCGGAGGGUCCUGCCAUGGCGUUAUUGAAGUAAGGACAAACACAGCAUCAUAUGAGUUCAUUUUGGGUAUUUUUCACACAUUUUGGUGCUUUUUAAACACUAUCAUGUGGUAUUGAAAAGUACAUUUUGACAACCUUAUUAGUGUCUCUAUAAUUUUGAAUACUUUCAAAAGUUUUAUGGCUUCUUUCAUGAGCUGACGGAUCAGCUGUGAUCUUCCUCUCCUCAGAUCUACAAAGUAUUCAGCCGUCAUGUUGGAGAAACCCUCAGCUCCUCCUCCUCCUCCUCCAACUGAAGCUCCCACAGAGUCCCUGCAGCCACCCUCAGAGCAGGACUCCACUCCCGUUCCGGUGCUGUCUUCCACUCAAAUCCAGCCCAUCCCUGAACCUGCCGCCACCUCCUCCCCGCAGAAGGACAGCCCCACCGAGUCUGAAGAAGCCGUAGAGAGUCUCGAUCCCAACCAGGAAUCAGGCCCGAUGCUUUACCUCUCUGAGAGCCUGCAGGAGUCAGAGACGGCAGACGGAGCAGUGAAGCCUGAAGCAGGAGAAGAGAUCUCUAACGCCGCUUUAGACGAGAGCCAAAGUGCACCCGUGUCUGAGCCUGAACCUAGGACUGUGGUGGAGCCUGCAGAUGAGAAUCCUGCUGAACAACCAGCCAAGCCCAAGAAGGACAAACUCGCCAUGCUGAAGAGGCUCGGACUGGACCCUCCACCUGUUGCUAAGCUGUGUCCAGAUGAUGGAGCUUUUGUUCAGCUGGAGCCUCCACAGCUGAACCCUGGUGAGAAUUUACACACAGGAAGAAAAAAUCAAGAGUGAAAAAACGUGUAAAGUCUAAGAGCUCGUACUCAGGCCUGUUUAUUUUCUAUCAUCCAGGUUUGGAAGCCCUGAAGGUGCGUUACCUUCGCCAUGUGAAGGCGCCCACACACCCUAAAGGAGAGCGUACCAUGCAGCUUAACAUCAUCCGCAAAGACAGCAACGCCUCCGGCCAGGAGGAGCUGCGCAGUGAGACUGUUGCUGUCACCGUUAAAGAGGGAGCAGAAGAGCCGGUGGUCACCAAACCAGGUAGAAAUCCACAUGGAGGACUUGGAGGUCCAUGAAGAACACAUUAUAAUGGGUCCUGCCAGCAAAUGUUGUGGUUUUAGGAUGUCCCCUUUUAAUCAAAGGUCCUGAGCAAUUUUAAUAUAUUUUUUUAUUUUAUUUCAUUGUUGUUUUUAAUUUUAAUUUUAUUAUUUUUUAAAAAUUUAUUUCAUUAAUUCAUUUUAGAUAUCAGUCGUCUUUUUUUAUUUUGUUUUAUUUUAUUUUUAAAUUUUAUUUUAUUUUAUUAUUUUAGAUAUAAUUCAUCUUUUUUUAUUAUUUUUAAAAUUUUAUUUCAUUUAUUUAUUUGAGAUAUUCAUCCUUAAGAAAAUUUUAUUUAGUAUUAUUUUGGGGUGAUUUUUGCCUUUUUAUUGAUAGUGCAGGGUGACAUAUGGGGAGAUGGAAAGAGAGGGGGGAGGACAUGCAGCACAUGGUUGGGGUUGGACUCCAACCCUCGACCGCUGUGGGGACUGUGGUCCCUGUACACAGGGCGUGCUAACCCACCCGGCCGUCUGCACGCCCCAAUAUUUUAAUAUCUAUAGAAAUAAGAUAAGCACACUAUCCUAAAAUUCAAGUCUAUCUGUGUUUUCUCACAUCACUAAGUUUGAUUUUCUGCGUUUGUCUCACAGGAGAGAAACUUCUGACUCUAAAGCAGCGCCUCCAAAUCGCCAUGGCUCAGCGCAGACAGGAGGAGCGGGUUCGCAAGGCUGAGCUGAACCGCCUGGACAACGAAGACUGCGACGAGGAGGAAGAAGAGGAGGAGGAAGACAUGACCGAGUCUGAGGGAGAAGAAGUGAGAGGCUGUUUUUGUUCCCCCCUGAAUUAUCACACAUGGAGGCGCUCAUCUGUUUGUCCUCACUGACGCGCGAUCCUCUCUUGAAUCAGGGCGUGGACGACUUACUGGGAGGCGAUGACGGCGAGGCAGAAGAGGAGGAAGAGGAAGGCAGCGUGGUUCAGAGUAUCAGGAGCACUUCUCCUGUGGCUCUGAUCAGACCCUCCCCGACUCCCGACCUAGUUAACACAGACGGCACACUCAUGCUGUUCCCGGGCAACUCCUGCUCUCGCACCGGGUAAGAGGGGUCGGACCUCGGGUUGUCUGUGUCUCAGAUUUAGUUUGACUUGCUUCAGUCAUUGGAAAAGUCAGGAAGUCUUUUUAAGUUUGUAAAAGAGCUUUGAAAAUAGCUUUGGGAUAUAUAUUUUGAUAAUAAGUAAGUUCACAUGAAUCUCCUGUAAUUUGUCGUCAUUCUGCUUCACAAAAAAGUUCUGAAAAAGUCUUAAAAGGAAAAGUUUCACAUGUUCUGUUCUACUUUCUAGUGACGGUGUUAGACGCUCUGGUCCCGCUGGACAGGACAGCAGCAACAAGAUGGGUGAGUCGAAUGAAAAAUGUCCUUCAUGGACAUGUAGAAAAAUAGGAAUGCUUCAAAUCUGUUUUAGUUUGAUUUUUAAACGCCUCUCUUUGAAUUUGGUCUUUCUGGUCUGCAGAGGAGGAGGACUCUCUGUCACUGGUGAAGGACAACAGCCACAACAGCAGCUUCGAGCUGGCGGGGUCGAUGAUCACCUCCUACCAGCCUGUCAAUCAUCAGCGCUCUGCAGGACGAUGCAUCUCCAGCUCCACCAUGUUUCGCUCCCCUUCUCCCUGCCUCUUCAGACCCAGCUUCCUAGGAUCUGCCUCCAAGGUAACAGAACUUGUUCAGCUCCUCAAAUUAUCUCUUGUUCUCUUGGCACAUUCGAAACCAUCAUCUUUUCAUCUUUUCCCUCAUUAGAGUUCAGGCAAACUCUCUGAGCCUUCCCUCUGCCUCCCCGUUGAGGACUCCCAAGACUUGUAUGCACCUCCAUCUCCAGGAGCAGACUCCGGGCCCCUCGGUGGAGCAGCCUCCGGCCCCGGCCUCGGAGGAGACUCCCAGGGUCGUUUCUCCCUGGAGGACGACACCCACUCCCAGUUACUGGAUUCAGACGGCUUCCUAAACGUGGGGCCGCGUCCCGGAGCGCCUCGCUCCCACAAGAGACAGCUGAUCCUGGACAGCCUGGAUGAAAACGCCAUGGAUGCCAACAUGGGGGAGCUGCUGGGGUUGUGUUCAGGCGGGUUCGGGACGGCGGCGGAGGGUGGCUCGAGUCAAGCGGGAGGCCUCGGGGAGACGCAGGAGGAGGAGCUGCUGGGGUUGUGCUCAGGAGGGUUUCCAACAACGCAGGGAGAAGAGGAGAAGAAAGAGGAGAGUAAAGAAGGACAAGAGGAGGAGGAGUCUGAGAAUACCAUGGAUCAGCUGCUGGGGCUGUGUUCGGGGAAGUUUCCCAGUCAAGGUAAAAGAGUGUGAACUGUCUCCUUAUUGAAGUAGCUGCAGUUUAAAGUCACAAAUCGGCUCAACAGACAGACGAGGAAAAGCAGAGUACUGAAAUAAUGAACAGAUAAAGAGCCUGUUUAACUCAGAGGAAACUGUAGGAUCCAUGACUGUCUGAAAAUUCUGCUUUUAAAGGUUUGAGUGUCUCCAGUGUGUCUAUUUGAGGAUGUUUUCCCUCCAGUUACACGGUGUUUACCUGUGUUUUCCUUCCUGCCAAUUUUAGGUUCAGCCCACACAGCUUCACCAGCACAAGACAGGUACAGUACACCGUGUUUUUAUUCCUGUAUUUGUUGACAGAAACACAAAUCUGUCUUUACAGAGACUUAUAAUCCAAAUCUGCUCUCUGUGGGUUCCUCUUUCUUUGUGUUUUUGUCUUUUCUUCAGCGCUUUUCAUUUUGUUUAGAUUACUUUUAAUACUCACAGUGAUUUCUCUUGAUUUAGUAAAACGAAGGAGGAGGAGAAAGAAGUAGAAGAAGAGCAGGAGGAAGAGGAGGAGGACUGUGAGUUCAGGCUUCUGUCGGAUGUAGAGAGCCACAGCGAACAGGUAAUCUCAAAUAUUCAUACUCCAGAUUUAAGUCUGAUUUUUACCGACAAGCUCAAAGGUGGCUCCUAUACACCAAAUUUUACGGUAAAUUGUUUAUUUAUUCAGGAGGACAAUGAUGAUGAGGACGGUGACGAAGCAAAUGAAGGGGAGGAGGAUGAAGAUGGAGAAGAGGAUGAAGCAGAUGCCGAUGAAGAGGAGGACCACGAAGUAGAGCAGGAGGAGAUGGAGGGUGUGUUUGCUCCACAUCGAGUCAAGACGAAAAAGAAGAAGAAGAAGAUGUGAGUGUUGAAGCUUUUAAACUCCUCUGCAUCCGUCUGCGACCUCGAUGAUCAGGUGUUAACACGCUCUUGCUUUCUCUGCACAGGCGUCUGGCCGACUAUUUAGAGUCAGAGGCUGAGCUGUCCGGGAGUGAUUUGGGCAGUGACGACGAGGACGAUGACGGGGGGAGCGAAUACGAGGAAGAGGAGCUUCUUGAAGAGCUUCCCUCUGAUGAAGAGCUGCAGGACCAGGUCAACAAGAUCCACAUGUGAGUAUUUAUCAUUUACCUUUAAAAAGAAUCGAUUCAAACCCUUUCUUUAUUCCCACACCUCUUAUGGAACAUUUUUUCAUACUUUAGUCCAAAUCGAACUGAAUUUGUUCCCUCAGGAAGCACAUCAUGGACGACGACAAGCGGCGUCUGAGGCUUUACCAGGAGCGUUACCUCGCUGACGGCGACCUGCACUCUGACGGCCCGGGGAGAGCGCGGCGCUUCCGUUGGAAAAAUAUCGGUGAAUAUCGGUUUUUUGGGUCAUAGCUUUUCUUUCAAGUCUUAUAUUUUGAUUCUUUUUAUGUCAAUAAGUUUCACCUUAAAGGACAAUUUUAGUCAAAACAAACUCAGAAAAGAAAGAAAAAUACGAUAGAUCAGAAAACACUCAAAGGCUGUAAGUUUUAUGACUGUUAAGAGUUGGUGAUAGAUACACAAAAAAGUGUACAUUUAAAUUUAGAUUCUCCAAACUUAACUUCAAAGUUUCUCUUUGAUUCCACCUCCAGAUGAUGGUUUCAACAUGGAGCAAACUGGAGCAGAGGGUGAGGAGGAGGGGGAUGAAGAUGAAGAGGUGGAGCAGUCUGAGGUCCAGAGGAGGAAAGAGAGACUGGAGAGAGAGCAGUGGCUCCGAGAACAGGUCAGUUUUACCUUCUUUUUACUUAAAACUAAGAUUUCCUUCUGGACUUACAGCUGAAUGUUAGCGUGUACGGCUCCUGUGGUUAAAUAUCUCCUCCUCCACAGGCAGGUGUUUUAUUUCACUCAUUUAUUCUGUCUGUUUUCUCCUGCUGUACAGUCGGAACAAAAAGCCAAGAAAGGAGAAGAUUUAGAUGCGGAUGAUGAGAAGAUCGGCGAGGAAGACAGUCAAUUCAUGAAGCUGGCCAAGAAGCUGACUGCCAAGACGCUGCAGAGGAAAGGUCAGUGUGGUACGCCGACUCAUGAGGAGGAGAAUCCCACGAGUUUGAAAACACUGAAACACGCCACAAAGAAACACGCAAUGAGUCUGAAUCGUGAAUUAUUUUGUCAUAGUGAUUACGGCUCAUUGUUUUAUGGCGUAGUGAGAGGAAAAGAGCGAAACACAGCAAACGCUUCUAAUCACUACAGGUGACUCAUUCUUGUGUUACUGGAAAAAGAAGUCUGACUAAAACUGAGCACGUCUAUUUAUUAUUUAUGAGUCUUUUACCGCCUGCUUCGUAACAUCAGAUCCAGAUGACACAGUGAACUGCACAUUAGUCAGAUUUAAAGAGCAUUUAUGCUGCUUUAUUUGCUGUUUUGUUGGAAUAAAGUCAUAAAUGUGACUCUAAAAUCCCUCCGCUUUUAGUAAUACUCUCUAACUAUCUUCCUAACGCUCUGAGUAAUUAAAAAAACAAAUUAAAAGAAAUUAAAUCAAACAAAAAUGUCACAAAAUGUUUAAAUACCAGAGAAAAUGUGACGUCUCUUAUAUCAGUGGAUCAAAAUGAAAGUGUUUCAGGUCUGGAGAAGGUCCUGAAACUCACCAUAACAUAAUAUUUGGAGUUUUCUACAAACUGUCUCACUAUCUGACUCCUCAAAUAUCUCAAACCAGAGCCCCCUGUGGUGGCCCCUCAGCCAGAGAAGAAGAAGACGACGACAGCAGCUCUCAAUCCGUUCCAGAGGCCGUCACAGCCCUUACAGGUACAUCGCUGUCACUACAGACAGUUUUGAACUUUGUUAAACAUCUGAGUUUUUUUAGAAACACCAGGCUAAAAAAUGGCUCUCCUUCCUACCUUGUAACUGAAAACCUAAAGCUGUUAGCGCAGAACAUUUAAAGCUGUUUUCAGAUAAAAUAUCAGUCAUUUUUUUUCAAUUUUCAAUAAGAAUUAAUUCCAUUCGUCAUGUUAAAUAUGAAGGCAUGAUAUAGAAGAAAGGGAUUUGAACCGUGUGAAUGACUUUGAGGUACUUUGAAAAUUGUAAAAAGUUGCUCAUAGGGCGCCAGCAAAGAGGAAGAAAAUCUCACUAUCAAGGAUCCAAUUGUGUGAGUUGGUCUCAAAUCAUUCCCUGUGCCGCUCUAAUGUAAGAUUUAUGCUUUAUUGAUUUCUUCCAGGUGAGGAGAGGCUCGCUCUUGAGUCAGCCUCAGUCCGUCCUGCAGAAACUGGCCUCUAUCUCAGAGGGGAAUCCUCUGGCGCCCAGAAACAGUCGAGGAUUUCUGUUCCAGACUCUGUCUCCUGAGAAGGACAGCUCCACCGCAGACGCUCCUCCGAAGCAGGUGAGCGGCGGAAGUUAAAACGCCUGUUUAUUGUUAAGGCUUAGCUCGUCGUGUCAAGGUAAGGUCAGGAAUCCAGUUCACACCACAUCAGCUGCACAAUGAGACAUGAUUGACUCAAUGUUAUUACCUAAUAUACCGAAUAAAAAUGUUUACAGUUGAAAAGUUUACAGAAAGCCUUGAGAUGCUUCAUAUCACUCAUACAACACAAUAAAAGGAUGGCUGACUUAGUAACAUGACUCACACUGGUGAAACUGUAACCUGUGAGUGGAAACAGCUCCUUGUGUCUACUUAUGUAAUUAAAAAAACACAGGGUGUAAUUUCUACCUGCUGUAAUAACAGCUGAUAUUAUCUCUGUUGACAGACAUGAGCCUAUUAGCAAACUAUUAAUCACGAGCUAAUGUCAGUAUGUCAAUGUUUAUCUGUGGAAUUGCAUCAUUUUAAUGCAAUACAACCCAAGUGUUGAUUCAGAGGAGAGGGUUUUUAUCGGUGAGGAGAGGGUCUCCUGUUGUUGGAAAAACUGAUCACUAUGUGGAAGCGUUUACCCCUUCAGCAUUAAAACAUCGGAUCUCAUCUCUCAUUCAAUAAACAGACAGAGAAAUGCUGUAAAAAAAAUACAAAUUAAAAAAACGGUGCUGUCAUAAUUAACCCUGAUAUUCACAAUCGUCACUAGAUAUUAGCUUUGAUAUUGAGAGGUGAUCAUGUAGAGUAGCUGUUAAAUUUAGUUGUAAACAUAACAAAACGCAUAAAACAGAAGUUUAUGAUAACAAGAAAGUUAAAACAUCUGCUCCUUUUUUUGUUUCUUUCCCUUAAAACUUAAAAAACUUAUGUUAGGGCACAAUGGAUUCACUUCAACACCUAAAAGGAAAAAAAAUAAAAUAAAAUAAAACAAAUAAAUAAUAAUUGUAAGAAUAAUGAGAAUGAUGGUAGUAAUAAUAAUAAUGAGAAUGUUCAUAAUAAUAAUAAAAAAUGAUGAGAAUAAUAAUAAAAAAAUAAUGAUACUGAAAAUGAUAAUGAUGAUGACGAUUAUUUUUAUUAUCAUAAUGAAUGAAUAAAUAGAUGGAUUAGAUUAGAUGAAUGAAUCUGUAAAUAUCAAAGUAAAAACAAUGCAAAGAUAAUACAAAAUCAGAUCAUAUCAAAACAAUGCAAAUUCAGUAAAAUAAAAUAACCAUAUUAAGCAAAUAGAGAGGGGGGGAAGUAAUAAAUAAAGUAAAAUAAACAACAAAGAGUACAAAAAAAGUAAAAUAAAUCAAACACUCGAUUGAAAAAAAAAAAAGCCAGGAGUUGUUUUGAAUAAGGAGAAAAUUCAUCUGUUUUCCAGUAUUUUGUUUUUUUCUUGUGUCUCUUGAUACAAUCUGUCUGUUCUUUAAAAGAAAAACAACCUCACACACAGACACAAAUAGAAACUGAAGGAUGUGGAUUGUGGACUGUGACAGUCAUGUGAUUCUGACCAGAGAGUUUGUUUUGGACGUGUUCCUAAUUUAUGUCACUAGGUGGAGCCAAAGCCCCAAAGACCUGUCCGAGCCUUUUUGGGUAGACUCUUAAAAAAUAACUGAGUCGCUUUGCAGUUUUUCCCCACAAAAGAAUAAACACCAACUUAAUCUGAGGAUUAAAAAGCACAUUGAGUGGUCUGUAUGUGUUCAUUUUUUAUGUUUAACCUCGAAAAUUUUUAACCGUCAGACGAUGAAGAAGAGGGGGCCGAUGGAAAACGUGACCCCAGCUGCGAAGAGAGUCUGCAGGGAGACCAAACCUGCCGCACAGACUAAAGGCCCACAGAGGAGCAUCUUCAGCUUCCUGGGACAGUGA